UCCCAAUCCAACCACUUCUCAUCGUAGCAUUGGUUUUGAGCCACAGCCAGUUGACUUGAGCCUGACCUUGGCUCAGACUCAAGCCGAGCUGAUUCCCCGCCAUGGCGGGCAGCGGAAGCGGAGCCGUGGGCGAUGCCAACUUCAUGGCAGUGCUGCGGGCCACGGCGGCCGCCAUUUCCUGCGCGGGCACCGCCACGCUGCAGGCGCGGCAGCUGCUGAUCACCCAGACGGCCCAGCCCCUGGGGGAGGAGGCGGUGGUCCAGGCCACCAGCGGCUUGGCCACCGCCUACUCCCUGGGCAGCGUGGUGGAGUUUUUCUUGAGCCCCGUCUUCGGGAGCCUCUCGGAGCGCUACGGCCGCAAGCCCAUGGUGCUUUUCCUGAUGAUCGGGCCGGCCAUCAUGCGCGUUCUCUGCGCCACGGUGACCCAGCCGGUGGCCAGAAUCCGGCUGCUGUGGCUGGACUUUGCUUCUGCCCGAGCUGUCGGUAUCCAGCCCUUCCUGGGCAUGUGCAACACCAUGAUCAGCGACGCCUACACCGUGGAUGCCCAGCCUCCGGCCCGAUCCCAACUGGCCGCCGCCAUGGCUUUCGGCAGCAUCCUCGGGAACUACUUGUCGGGCUGGUACAAUGCCAAGGCGGGCCCUCAGUCCACCUACCUUGCGACGGCCGCCGUGCCUAUGAUGUCGCUGCUCUUUGCCUCACUGUGCCUGCCGGAGACUCACCGGCAGCGCACCACGGCCGCUCUGGAAAACAAGAAGGAGGCGAAGAAGUCGCAUUUCUCGCUGCUGCUGGACCCCGAGUGUUUCCUUCUGGCUGGGGCCCUGGGCCUCUACGAGUUCAUGACCUACCCACCCAUGAACUCGGUGGCCAUUUUGUUCAUGAAGGAGCGCCUGGGCUGGGGCCCGCUGCAGGCGGGGCGCUUCGCCUCGGGCCACGCGCUGGCGGUGUUCAGCGGCUCACUGCUGGCGGGGAGGUUGAUCCGAGUUCUGGGGAAGCAGCUCUACGUGAGCAUGGCCAACAUGCUCACGGCUUUGGCCUUCUUCCUGUGGGCCACCGCCCGCAGCGGGCCGCAGCUCAUCGCCUGCCUGCUGCCGCUGGCGCUUGGCACAGGUGGCAACUCUGUGCUGCUCACGCGCUUUGUCGAGCGGGCGGAGAGCCUGGGCGUCUCCCGCGGAGAGGCCACCGGCGUAGUGCAGGCCAUCGGCGCGGUCGCACGCAUGGCCGCGCCCCAGCUCUUCACCCGGCUCUGGCUGCGCGCCAAGGCGGGCGCUUCAUUGCCCUUGGGCGCCCCCCUCUUCUCCGUGAGCGCCAUCGCGCUCAUGCAGGAAGUGCUUCAUCGGGGUGCGCUGCUUGUGCGGAAGUGAGCAUUCGCAUACGCUGGCCACACGAGCGGACA
Messenger RNA from Effrenium voratum, 1393 nucleotides. The record is from the annotation of a GenBank genome assembly. Lineage: Eukaryota; Dinophyceae; Suessiales; Symbiodiniaceae.